This is a messenger RNA of Mycena indigotica, 1362 nucleotides long. Its product is annotated as RRM-3 domain-containing protein. Lineage: Eukaryota; Fungi; Basidiomycota; Agaricomycetes; Agaricales; Mycenaceae. Gene Ontology annotation, molecular function: telomerase RNA binding. Bases 1 to 1362 code for a protein of 453 amino acids. Gene Ontology annotation, biological process: telomerase catalytic core complex assembly. The record is from RefSeq and is a predicted model, not a curated record. The transcript is spliced from 4 exons.
AUGACCGACACCUUUGCUUUCUUACCUCGUCAGUUUGCUUCUAAACGCAAGCCGCCCACGCCCCACUCCACCGCUCCGUCCCAUCGAAACAACCCGCCGGCAUCCACACUCAUUCAGGAACUCUCAGCUCCCCAACCAGCCAGCGAUGCCCGUUUCGAAGAGAACGACGUCCCUCUUCUUCUCGCUUUGUCGCUCUCCAAAUAUUGGCUAUGGAUGAACCCGGAGCUUCGAAUGGACAUUGAGCGCUGCACGCGUGUCCGCGCCAACGAUAAUUUUUUCCCUCUUAGCUACAUCCUCGCGCCGCCAUCUCCGCUUUCCUCCCUCGAGGCGUCAGAGACUCAAAUAGCAAAGGCUCUACGGACGCACGGAACAAGUCUUGUUGACCUGCGUAUGACCAUCCCCUCUGCAGACCACAAGCGCAAAGCAGGCAGUUUCGAGAUUCGACCAGCGUUCGACAGCGGUGGUGAAGGAGACUACCCUACAACGAGGAAGGGCUGGGAUGACAGAACCGUUUAUGUUGAGAAUUUGCCUGUCAAGUGCAAGACGCUUGCUGGAGUAUGUCGUUUUAUAUCGAGUCUUCUUCUGCCUCAAGAAGGGCCAGGGCCAUCUACCCCCAGCUCAGAUUGCACGAGAAUCCAGAAUAUCGUUUCUCCUGGCUCACAUUCCGACGAUGAGCCACCCAAGCUGAAAUCUUUCGCCCUCGUCACGUUCAAAACCGUGAAAGAUGCCAUCUCGUUGGUGGAAUCAUGGCCAUGGACGGGACUGCAAAGCUUGCAUGAAACCGAGGCCGAGAACAAAAAGGAGGCCUUCCGCUUUGGCUUUCGCGCCUGUUCGAAAACGAUAUGGGAGGGACUCAACGCAGAAUACCUACGAUACCAACAACAGCUAGCUCACCCAACCAGGUUUGCUCCGAAGCAACACGAUAUCGACCGAGAUGAACCCCGCAUUCCAACUUCAUCACCGUCUCUUUCCAUCACCCUUCCAUCUUACCCUCCGAAUUGCCUUGUCUUUAUUCGUAACCUCGACCAUGGCACCAACAAAACCGCACUCCGGGUGUUAUUCUCGACGGCUUUAGGGUACGAUGCUGGAACAGUGGACGAAGCAAUCGAUUAUGUCGACUACACCAAGGGUGUUGAUUCGUGUCAUGUCCGACUGACCAGUCCGCUCCAUGCGAAUGCCCUUGUCAAGUUCUACACUGACGCCGCUGGCGCUAUCAAGGCAGAACUGAUAACCGGAACGCGAGAAGAGGUCUAUUGGGAACGGGUACCCGAAAAAGUGCGACAACAAGCCGUUAUGAGGUUGGUGGGUGGAUCGGGAACUGAGACUGAGGAGAGGGAGCCUAAACGCAGGAAGAAACGAUGA